ACUUCCGGCUGCCGGGUUGACAUGAAGAAGCAGCGGCUAGGGCGGCGGUAGCGGCGGGAGUCGAGUCUAGCAGCGGGACUCCCGGCUGAGUGCGCGACGCGGCCUAGAGCGGCAGACGGCGCAGAGGGCAGAGGAGGAGGCGCAGCAGCCGCCCUGGCCCGUCAUGGAGAUGGAAAAGGAGUUCGAGCAGAUCGACAAGGCCGGGAGUUGGGCGGCCAUUUACCAGGAUAUCCGACACAAAGCCAGUGACUUCCCUUGUAGAGUGGCCAAGCUUCCCAAGAACAAAAACCGAAACAGGUACAGAGAUGUCAGCCCCUUUGACCACAGUCGGAUUAAACUACAUCAAGAAGAUAACGACUACAUCAAUGCUAGUUUGAUAAAAAUGGAAGAAGCGCAAAGAAGUUACAUUCUUACUCAGGGCCCCUUGCCUAAUACGUGCGGUCACUUUUGGGAGAUGGUCUGGGAGCAGAAAAGCAGGGGCGUGGUCAUGCUCAACAGAGUGAUGGAGAAGGGAUCGUUAAAAUGUGCACAGUAUUGGCCACAAAAAGAAGAAAAAGAAAUGGUUUUCGAAGACACAAAUUUGAAAUUAACGCUGAUCUCUGAAGACAUUAAGUCAUAUUAUACAGUACGACAGCUGGAGUUGGAGAACCUUAUGACUAAGGAAACCCGAGAGAUCCUACAUUUCCACUAUACCACAUGGCCUGACUUUGGGGUCCCCGAAUCGCCAGCCUCGUUCCUGAACUUUCUCUUCAAAGUCCGAGAGUCGGGGUCACUCAGCACAGAGCACGGCCCCGUUGUGGUGCACUGCAGUGCCGGCAUCGGCAGGUCGGGGACCUUCUGUCUGGCCGACACCUGUCUCUUGCUGAUGGACAAAAGGAAAGACCCUUCUUCUGUCGAUAUCAAGAAAGUUCUGUUAGAAAUGAGGAAGUUUCGCAUGGGACUGAUCCAGACAGCAGACCAGCUCCGUUUCUCCUACCUGGCUGUGAUCGAAGGUGCCAAAUACAUCAUGGGAGACUCCUCAGUGCAGGAGCAGUGGAAGGAGCUCUCCCACGAGGACCUGGAGCCCCCACCCGAGCAUGUCCCCCCACCUCCCCGGCCACCCAAACGUAUCCUGGAGCCACACAAUGGGAAAUGCAAGGAGUUCUUCCCAAACCACCAGUGGGUAAAGGAUGAGUCCGAGGAGGAUAAAGAAGACGGCCCAAUCAAGGAAGACACCAGAACCCCCUUAAGUGUCCCCCACAGCCUGGAAAGAGCAAGUGACCCAUCUCUGCCCCUCCCACUCCCCAGCACGAGUCAAGACACUGAAGUCAGAAGGCGGGCCACCGGGGCAGGUCCUACCCAGGGGGAGCCGUCGCCACCCACAGAGGAGCAGGACCAGGCGCUGACUCACUGGAAGCCCUUUCUGGUCAACAUGUGCAUGGCCACGGUCCUCACAGCCGGCGCGUACCUCUGCUACAGGGUGUGUUUCCACUGACGGACGUGCUGGCCAGACCGCGAGUACGGAGAGCGCUGCCGGCAGCCUGGCCUUGGCGUUCAGUGCUGCGGGGGGGUCUGAGCCAGUCUCAGAAGAAACGGAUCAAAGGUGUGGAGUCUGGAACUGUGAAGGGCUAACAAGAGACAACUGAGGAUUGAUGCACUGGGGUUUCAAGGAGCCCUGUGGUCCCAAGAACACAAGCAUCUAAUCUCAGGGCCUUAACCUAUUCAGGAGUAAGUAGAGAAAAUGCCAAAUACAUCUCUCUCUCUCUCUUUC
Artibeus jamaicensis (Jamaican fruit-eating bat) is the source of this 1750-nucleotide messenger RNA. RefSeq names its product protein tyrosine phosphatase non-receptor type 1 (gene PTPN1). Gene Ontology annotation, molecular function: protein tyrosine phosphatase activity. Gene Ontology annotation, biological process: protein dephosphorylation. Bases 164 to 1474 code for a protein of 436 amino acids. Lineage: Eukaryota; Metazoa; Chordata; Mammalia; Chiroptera; Phyllostomidae. The transcript has 9 exons. The record is from RefSeq and is a predicted model, not a curated record.